Messenger RNA from Bipolaris victoriae FI3, 1212 nucleotides. RefSeq lists its product as hypothetical. Gene Ontology annotation, molecular function: epoxide hydrolase activity. The transcript is spliced from 2 exons. The record is from RefSeq and is a predicted model, not a curated record. Lineage: Eukaryota; Fungi; Ascomycota; Dothideomycetes; Pleosporales; Pleosporaceae. The coding region runs from base 1 to 1212 and encodes 403 amino acids. Gene Ontology annotation, biological process: epoxide metabolic process.
AUGGCUCAAACUGAGGUCAAAUCCUUCAAAAUUAAUAUCCCCGAUACUGAAAUUGACCUCGUACGAAAGAAGCUCGAACUCGCACGUUUUCCUAAAGGCCUUGACGAGGCUGAGUGGGCUGAAGACAAUGGGAUUACACCUCAAUUUAUGCGAGGGAUCGUCCAAUUUUGGAUCAAAGAAUACGACUGGCGAAAAGAAGAAGCCAAGAUCAACGAGAUGCCACAGUUCACAACUGUCAUGGAACUGGGGGACUUUGGUUCCUUCCCGGUUCACUUUGUUCACGCCAGGUCAAAGGUCGAGCAUGCUAGACCCCUGAUAUUCCUUCAUGGGUGGCCUGGCUCUAUUAUAGAAGUCCAAAAGAUUCUCCCAGAUCUAUUGGCAGCGGGGUAUCACGUUGUUGCACCAUCGCUUAUCGGAUUUGUCUUCUCAGGAUAUACAAAAAAAGCUGGCUUCGACUACGGCCACCAGGCAGAGAUAUUCCACAACCUCAUGCAACGGCUCGGUUAUGAGAAGUAUGCAGUUCAAGGUGGAGACUGGGGCGCAAUUGUUGCGCGAGCAAUAGCAGUGCAGUUUCCCGAAAAUGCUCAGGUGUUGCAUACCAAUGUCGUAAGUCUGGCCGCUUCAUUCUCUCUCAAGUUUGAAAGUGGAGAACGAACUGACCGUUACGUGGUGAAGGCCUUCCCUAGGCCUCCAGAGAACGCCGACGAGCUCACUUAUAGCGAAUUCGAACAGGCUGGACUGAAGCGAGGUGAGUGGUUUCGAACAAACGAGACAGCAUACCAGCAAGUCCAGAUUACGAAACCUCGCACAUUUGGUUUUGCUAUGCAUGACUCGCCAGUCGGCUUUCUAGCGUGGAUGGCUGAUAAGCUUAUUUCUUGGACCGACAAUUAUCCUUGGACCUUUACAGAACUCAUCACUUGGACUUCAUUACACUACUUCCCAGGUCCCACAACCGGAUUUAACAUGUAUCGCGAGAAUAUUAAACUUGUCCUUGAACCUCCAGCUCGCCUCGGGAACUCGGUGGUUACAAUUCCGUUCGGUUUCAGCGCGUUUGCCAAGGAACUUUUGUUACCACCUCGAUCAUGGCUCGAAAAAGACCAUAACCUCGUCUACUGGAAGGAACACGCAAGGGGAGGACAUUUUGCCGCUUACGAGCUGCAUCAUGAGUUUGUGGAUGACUUGAUAGAGUUUCUUCAAAAGUUCUGGAAAUAG